CAUCUCUUUGUUCUUUUGUUUGUCGUCUAACUUCGAUGCCAAAUCGAGGAGUUUGGAUCCGAAUAAGAGCAAUCGCGGGAUGAUGAAGGAGCGACUCGCUGCAAUUUCUCGAAUGGCCAUUUCAUGUUAGCCAGCCGCUAGCCAGCUUCUAGCUAUUUGCAUGACAACAGCGAAACCUGAUAUUAGCCAUUAUUACACAUUCACAUCGCUAAUAUUAGCUGGCUUUAUACGAGAAACAGAUGUUCCGAGCACCAUGCUUAGUAAGUGAAGCGGUGGCGAUGGACGGGAAAGGACCCUACCGGAUCUAUGACCCUGGCGGGAGUGAGGCCAAGGCCAGAGAGGACUUCAGCUACCGCCAGCUCCUGGAGGAGAACGGCAUACUGAGGGAGAGGAUGAAGGGGCUGAAAAGCUUAGGAUGCCAGUUUGAUCCUGUCGGUCGCUUCGGCGACCUGCUGGAGGAGUCCCAGACGGAGGCCUCGCGACUGCGUCAGAGGGUGGAGGAGCUGGUCCGGGACAACGAGGCCCUCAAGUCCUCCAUCUUCACCACCAGCCUCUGCACGGGAGGAGAGAGAGACCGGGGAGGAGAGAGAGACCGGGUUGGAGAGAGGGACCGGGUUGGAGAGAGGGACCGGGGAGGAGAGAGAGACCGGGUUGGAGAGAGAGACCGGGGUGGGCCGAGCGAAGCCCAGCUCACGCCUCACAGGCUUUCAGCCAAAGCCCACGCGCUCAUCAGCCAGGAGCUGAAGGAAGACCCGGCGUGUUCCUCGGGCAAGGCCCUGCAGCCCGAGAAGCCUCUGGAGGGCCUCACAGAAGAUGAACUGGUACAUUUAGAACACAAGGCGUUGGAAGGUCACAGUACGGCGGCGGCUGCGGCGGCGGCGGCCCUGGGGGUGGUGGCGGCGCAUCAGCCCCAGGACAACAUGGAGCUGGCUAGCCAGCUGCAGCGGCUGGAAAGCUCCUUCAGCGUGUUCGCAGAGGAGUCCAACCCCAACCAGCUGCUGGCCCACCUGGGCCGCAUGGCCGUGGAGUUCCACCACCUGUCCUCCAAGGUGCAGAAGAACGAGCAGCGCACCUCACUCCUGCAGACACUGUGUGAGCAGCUCAGACAGGAGAACAAUGAGCUUCGAAAGAAAAUGGAAGAAGAUCAUCAGUUCAGGAAUCGAGACUUGGAACAACUGAGGCUUGAGAACCAGAAGCUGAAGGAGCUGGUGACCGGCGGGGCGGACCCAGCGGUUCAGACAGACAGUGAGCCAGAAGACGCCAAGGAGGAGCCAGUGAAGGAGGAAUCCCCCAGCGUCAGAUCCAAGAUGGAAAUGACCACUCCAUCCAAGAGUGCGAAAGCUGCGGAGAAAACCCCCGUGAAGUCAUGUGACCCGGAGGUGUACGAAAAGAAGAUCAAGCUUUUGGAGAAACAGAGAAAGGAUGUGCUGGAGGUGAACAAGCAGUGGGACGUCCAGUGGAACAACAUGAAGACCCAGUUUGAGCAGAAGAUCACAGACCUCCGGCAGCGGCUGGCUGACUCCCAGAAGGCGGUGGUGGAGCUGGAGGCGGAGCGGGAACAGCGGCAGCGGGACUACGACAAGAAGCUCCUGCUGGCCAAGUCCAAGAUCGAGAACGUCCAGGGCGAGAAGGAGUGUCUGAACUCGGAGACGACGGAGCUGAAGCAGAAGGUGCGCUACCUUCAGGACCAGCUGCUGCCGCUCAGCAAGCAGAGGGAGUACCAGGAGAAGGAGAUCCAGCGGCUCAACAGGGCGUUGGAGGAGGCCCUGAACCUGCAUCCCCCCGCCGCCUCCCAGCCCCCACCGGGCCAGGGUAACCACGGCGACGCCGCCAGCAACCUGAAGAAGCAGGAACUGCUGACUCAGGUGGCGGUGCUCAAGGAGCAGGUGAAGAUCUUUGAAGAGGACUUCAGGAAAGAGAGGAGCGACCGGGAGCGAAUGAACGAGGAGAAGGAGGAUUUGAGGAGACAAGUGGAGCGGCUUCAGGGUCAAAUGACGAAUUUAACCAAUCAGCUCCACCAGGCACAGAAUGAGUGCCAGAGAGAACGGACGGAAAGGUGUAAGCUGGAGAGACUGCAGAUGCAGCACCACAAACAGGUGGGCGCUGGGCAGGGCCUGGAGGGCUGGCCUGUACACUUCCCCCCCCGGAUGCCCAACGCAGCGGGCGCUACGGCCGCCGCCGCUGCCGCCGCCGCCGCCGCAGCCAACGCGGCAGCACCGCCCCCCGGACGCGACCCGGGUUUUCCUUGGCAGUCGUCCUUCCCACAGCCCAGAGGGUCCAGAGUCACCGGGGAGGGUUCGAGACCCCCGCCAGAGACCACAGAUCAGUCAACGGCGGCAGGAUUCGGAAAAAGGGAAAGACAGAACCUUGACCCUGGAAAGCACUAGAAGCAUCACUGAUCCAACCAAAUGAAGCUUGGGUAGUAGCAUGAUUCAGUUUGUUUUGAUUUGACAAGGUGUAAUUUGAACUAUAAUUUUCCUACUGAACUGUAGAUAUCGGAAUGUUGUUUAUACUUGCGUUUUAUAAGCCUAUUUGUGAAACACUGUUUUCGCUAUUCUGAAUAUAUAUACAUGAUAUAUUGUUUAGAUUUUUUUAAACUUAUUAUUUUUGAGACUCAAUCUGCUUCAUAUGAUUCUAUGCAGGAACCGAAGUCAUUUGUUAAAUAGGUUGGAAACUAUCAACAUACUUUUUUUUUUUCUGACAAUAUACCUACGUGAUUGUCUCUGCAGAAAUGUAACAACUUCACAUACCUAGUUUGUUACUCGUUGAGUUAAACGGAAGCCAUUCCCGAUUUAAGAACAAGACCACAUAUAUUCAUUCCAUCGAGAAUGAUUAUGUAGGUACAUUGAAUCAUAGACAUUGUAAUGUGAAUGUUAUAUCAUUUAUGAUGAUUUCUUCAGUACCAUUGAUGUUCUAGACCUGUCCCAUAUGUGUAACUGUUCAAAAGUGAUUGUUGAAAUACUAAAAUUUUGGGAAAUUAAUUUUGAUGGUAUCAUGGCAAAAAAUACAUGAUUGUGAUUAUUGAUAAUUUAUUUAUAAUCUAAUGUUUUGAUAGUUGCAUUGACUCAGUGUAAAUCAUUGUCUUUAGUAAUGCUGUUCUUUCUAUGUUGUUACUGUAAUCCCAAUAUAUUGUAGCUAUUGGCAUUGUAUGUUUGUAUCAGACACACAAUACUCGACAAAACAGCACAUACACAUACAAACGCGUUUUUUCACUCUAAUGGACCUAAUCUCAUAAAAACCAACACUUUAAUUUACCGCACCCGAUUUAAUGAUUUGGUCACUUGUUCUUACCUUUCCUUUAUCCUUCAGCAUCCUAUACCGUUGUCCAUAACAAAUUCCCAUCCUUUGUAGAGAUUAGCCAAUUGAACCCCUUCCCCACUUCUCUCCCCCAACUCUGUGAACAAUUGAUCUGCUUCCUCUCAUUCCUUCAAACAAACAAGGUCACUUGCGGUGAGUCAAAUAACGAUUUAAGAUCAGGAAGAUGACCCUCCCCCCCCCCCUCAUCAUAUGGUUGUCUUGUCGCAGUGACGAGGAAGAUUUUCAGUUGUCUUUUAGAACACACGACCUUGUGUUGCAGCAGUAUCAACGUGUGUUUGUGUGUGUGUCAUGUCAAUGACCAGCAACAGAGUCCUCGAUGACCUGCUGCAACACUCGGCCCAGUACUGAAAACAAGCCCAGCUUCAGACACACAGCCAUUUGAAAUGGUUUACUCGCUAUGUUAACUCCUUUCACUUUUUGUUUUGGUUUGAUCCACAAUUUAGCUCAGUAUUCAUACAGUUUCCCCUAGUAUGUAUUGCAGAAGACGGGAUGGCGGGCUUCAAAUUGUCUGUAGAUUAUUUGGGACAACUUUUUUUAAUCCAACAAUUUAUUGGGAACAAAUCCUCACUGGUGGGAGCUGAAUUGAGACAUUAGCUGAAUUGCACUUUGAAAGGUACGCUGUAAUUAUUGGCAGUUGUAUUUUCUUGGUUUGUAGCCUAGUUAUGUUUUUCUUGUUCCUUUUUGCUGUAGGCAAAAGCACAUCUUAUGUGAGACUUUUUGUAUUUGACCAGCUUAAUAAAUAUUCUAAAUGUC
Molecule: messenger RNA, 4071 nt
Organism: Gadus morhua (Atlantic cod)
Lineage: Eukaryota; Metazoa; Chordata; Actinopteri; Gadiformes; Gadidae
Gene: tnip1
Product: TNFAIP3 interacting protein 1
Exons: 19
Coding region: 240-2387 (715 amino acids)
Biological process (GO): regulation of transcription by RNA polymerase II; cellular response to lipopolysaccharide; negative regulation of canonical NF-kappaB signal transduction
Source: RefSeq, a predicted model, not a curated record